UACAACCCUGUGAUAAGGACGUCAUCAUGAUCCCUCUCUCACAUCCACCGGCUUUAAUAAUACACACAGCAAAAGUGCGAGCUCAAAACGUUGUAUGGUUUGGUGCAUUAAUGUGGUUUGUUGUCUCAUCCCGGCUCCAACAGUAGCGUCGGGUAACUAUUUCAAGUAACGAGGGACACUGGCACAGCUUUACCAAACAGCUGCAAGCUAACGGCGGCUCUAGCCAGAUGAUGCAGUGGCAGCGCAGCUAGCUAACAGCUGGGGUGGACAGGCAACAACUGCACUGACUCUCCGUCCGUCCCGCCGGAGGAACAGCAACAGCCGAGAGGAGGACAUGACCGAGCUGGUGAAAAGUUUGCCCUCCCCGUCUCUCCCGGGGCUCCAGCUGCCGUAUUUGGAUAACUACAAGGGCUGGCUCUUUAAAUGGACCAACUACCUGAAGGGCUACCAGCGGCGCUGGUUCGUCCUCAGUAACGGCCUGCUGUCCUACUACAGGACUCAGGCAGAGAUGGCACACACUUGCCGGGGCACCAUUCCCUUGGCAACAGCACACAUCGAGGUGGGUGACACCUGCCACUUGGUGUUAACCUGCGGAGGCCGAAGCUACCACCUGAAGGCCACCUCGGAGGGAGAGUGUCAGCGAUGGGUGUCAGCUCUGCAGCAAGCCAAGGCCAAUGCCACACUUCUCAUGCAUCACUCAGAUGACUCAGGAGAUGAAGGCCCCACACCUCAGGAGGACCGUGCCCUAAGCCAAGGGGUGCUCAAAACUCUGAACAGCAAGCUAGAUGACCUGAGCACCUGUAAUGAGCUGAUAGGAAAGCACGGUGCCGCCCUUCAGCGUUCCCUCAGCGAACUUGAGGACCUGCGUGGAUCUGCUGACAGCACUGACAAAGUGAAAGCAGUUAAUGAGCGAGCCACUCUGUUUCGCAUCACCUCUAAUGCUAUGAUCAAUGCUUGUCGUGACUUUCUGGACAUAGCGGAAUCUCACAGCCGGAGGUGGCAGAAGGCCCUGCACUAUGAGAGGGAACAACGUCACCAUCUGGAGGAGACCAUCGAACAGUUAGCCAAACAGCACAACAGCUUAGAGACAGCCUGGAGGGAGAAUCCCACCUCCUAUACAGGUGUGGAGCGGUCUCGGGAGGGGGAUCUAAGCGAUGAGAAUGAGGAGGCAGAGUUCUUCGAUGCAAUGGAGGAAACCCCUGCAUUCAUAACUGUGACUGCUAGUGGCAACGUACAGCACAAGUGCUCAGGGAGUAAUCAGAGCGUGAUGAGCAGUGGAGUGAACAAUGACUGGACUCACAAUGAGAACGACACCUCGGGCACAAACCACAUGCAGCUACGAAGAACAAGACGAACUCAUAUUCCUGACAAACCAAAUUACUCCCUCAACCUGUGGAGCAUCAUGAAGAACUGUAUUGGCAAAGACUUGUCCAAGAUCCCCAUGCCUGUAAACUUCAAUGAGCCGCUGUCUAUGCUACAGCGCCUGACUGAGGAUCUGGAGUACAGUGAGCUUCUGGACCGCGCAGCACGCUGUGACUCCUCCCUGGAGCAGAUGUGCCUAGUGGCUGCCUUUUCGGUCUCUUCCUACUCCACCACGGUCCAUCGUACAGCCAAGCCUUUCAACCCUCUGCUGGGGGAGACUUACGAGCUGGACCGGUUGGAGGAGUAUGGCUAUCGCUCCAUCUCUGAGCAGGUCAGUCAUCACCCACCAGCUGCUGCCCACCAUGUGAUGUCACAGCGAGGAUGGACCCUGUGGCAGCAUAUCACUAUUGAUAGCAAAUUUCGUGGGAAAUAUAUUUCUGUCAUGCCAUUAGGAAACAUUCACUUGCAUUUUCACUCAAGCGGAAACCACUAUAUGUGGAGCAAAGUGACGUCAACGGUGCACAACAUUAUUGUGGGAAAACUGUGGAUUGAUCAGUCUGGGGACAUUGACAUUGUAAACACCACGAGCAAGGACACCUGCCGUCUCAAGUUCUCCCCCUACAGCUACUUCUCCAGAGAAGUCCCACGUAAAGUGACAGGAGUGGUAGAGGACAGAGGGGGCACAGCACAUUACAUCCUGUCCGGAACCUGGGACAACAAGAUGGAGAGUGCCAAAAUAGUGGACAGCAGCCAAGGAUGUGGAGGCUCUGAAGGCAAACAAAAGACAGUUUAUCAGACUCUUCAGCCCAAAGUGUUAUGGAAGAAAUACCCUCUCCCAGAAAAUGCAGAGAACAUGCACUUUUUCUCCUCCCUGGCUCUGACUCUGAAUGAGCCAGAAGAGGGGGUUGCGCCUACUGACAGUCGUCUGCGGCCAGACCAGCGGCUGAUGGAGGCGGGUCUGUGGGAUGAAGCAAAUGCCCAGAAGCAGCGUCUGGAGGAACGUCAGAGGCUGGAGAGGAAAAGGAGGGAGGCACAAGCUAAUCGGGCCCUCGAAGAAGGACAAGACAUCGAGGGCUAUCAGCCAGUGUGGUUUGAGAAAAGGACAGAUGACACAACAGGAGAAAGCACCUACAUCUACAAGGGCGGCUACUGGGAGGCCAAAGAAAGACAGGACUGGAGCCAGUGCCCUGAGAUCUUUUAAAACAAAAUUUCCUCUUAUGCUGACAAGACAUCGAGGGUUAUCAGCCAGUGUGGUUUGAAAAAAGGACAGAUGACACAACAGGAGCAAGCACCUACAUCUACAAGGGCGGCUACUGAGAGGCCAAAGAAAGACAGGACUGGAGCCAGUGUCCUGAGAUCUUCUAAAACAAAAUUUCCUCUUAUGCUGUGUGUAGCAACAAAUGUAUGAGAGUACCUAGAGUUCUUAUUUGUGUGUAUGUGUGGUGCUGAAAGAUCAACAUAUGUAUUAGAGAAAACUUUGCCAAAGCACACUUGUUUCAUUGGGUAUGUGUGGAGAUAACUCCAGGGCAAACGGUGCCACAGAUGUUUUGGUACAUGCACUGAAUGUCUUGUUCUCCUCAAAGCUGGAACAGCAUUGUUCCUCGUGCCGGGCUGAGGUACGAGGCUUUGAAAGGACUGUAAGAGGACAAGCCAUUCUUCUCCACUAGGGGGCUUUUUCACAGCACAAUCCCUCCCUCUUGAGGAGGUUUACAGUUCUGUUUCAUGAAAUUGCACAGUCUGUAUCUUGAAGGAUUCACAGUUGCUGUCAGUCUGAGUGACCUGCCAUGAAAACAAAAGUAGAUGUUAAUCUCUUUGGAUGCACAAGUGACUGAAAACACCAUGCAGUUUUGUAGGUAACUUCUGCUUCUUCCUUGUUUCUGAAUGAAUUAAAGAGACACUCCACCGAUUGCUGA
Molecule: messenger RNA, 3275 nt
Organism: Monopterus albus (swamp eel)
Lineage: Eukaryota; Metazoa; Chordata; Actinopteri; Synbranchiformes; Synbranchidae
Gene: osbp2a
Product: oxysterol binding protein 2a
Exons: 15
Coding region: 335-2563 (742 amino acids)
Cellular component (GO): perinuclear endoplasmic reticulum; cytosol; plasma membrane
Molecular function (GO): cholesterol binding
Source: RefSeq, a predicted model, not a curated record